AUGCGGAUCGGAGCCCUCGCCCUUUCCAUUCUAGCCGUCGCGACACCAGCCCUGGCUGACGGGGGCCGCACGGCUGCCGAAGCCGCCGCCGACGGUAACAGGCUCCUCGCGCAGGGCUCGUACUCUGACGCGGCGCGCGCGUACUCUGAAGCGAUCGCCUCGGAUCCCACUUAUGCCAACUACUACAAGCGCGCGACGGCCUACCUCUCGAUGGGGAGGCACACGGCCGCUCUGGAUGAUUUUGACGCGAUCCUAAAGAUGAACCCCGACUUUUCGCAAGCGCAUUUCCAAAAAGCCAAGAUCUACGCACAGGACGGCGCGUUCGACGACGCAGCUCGCGAGCUCACCUCAUUCCACAAGAGCAAGCGCGACGAGGCGAGCGACGAACUGGCCCGUAACGUCGCGUCGGCACAAGCAGGCCUUAAGGCCGCGAAAGCCGACGUGGGACGCCAGAAAUGGGACUCGUGUGUAGAGCACGCAACACAGGCCAUCAAAGUCGGCUCGAACAAUGCCGAGCUGCGUGAAUUGCGGGCACGAUGCGAGACGGAACGCGGAAACGUCGAGGGCGCAUACGCCGACCUCAGCCGCCUCGCAACCCUCAACCCAUCGUCUCAGGAGUUGAGGGCCCGGUUGGCCCACCUCGCCUUCUUCUUCCUCGAGCCUGCGACGGCGGUCGCCGAGCUCAAAAAGUGCCUCCACUACGACCCGGACUCGAAGGCGUGCAAGGCGCUGCAUAAAAGCAUGCGCGCUUUCGACCGUGACCUAGUCAAGGCGCGUAACUUUGCCGCUAGUGACAAGCCGAGCGACGCUAGACGUGCUAUCACGCUCCUACGCGGCGAGGAGGGCCUAAUUGCACGCUUCGACAAGCUCCUAGAUGAGGCAGUGGCUUCUGAAGCCAUCCCCGCCCAAUUCGACGCGCGCAAGCGCUCCACAACCCGACUGGAGAUAUACAGCAUAGGUUGCCGGGCGAUCGUAGACGCCAACGAUAUGGCGUCCAAGCUCGGCAGUCUCUGGUGCGACCAAGUCCUGGCCAUGGACGAGGGCAAUGAAGCGGCUCUAGUCUACCGAGGCGAGAAACUGCUCAAAGCCGAGAAGUGGGAGGAAGCAGUCACCUCUUUCCAAUCCGCCUUUGAAAAGUCGGGUCGCCGCUCUCAAGAUAUAAUGCAGCGCCUUCAAAAGGCCGAACGUCUCCUCCAAGUCUCCAAGCGCAAGGACUACUACAAAGUCCUCGGGGUAUCUCGUGACGCCGACGAGCGAACGAUCAAGAAGGCGUUCCGGAAGGCUGCCAAAGAAAACCACCCCGACAUUGGGGGGAGCGAGGACAAGAUGGCCACUAUUAACGAGGCGUAUGAGGUGCUCUCGGACUCGGAGCUGCGGUCGCGGUACGAUAAUGGCGACGACCCGAACGACCCCAGUGGAGGACAGGGGGGUAACCCGUUCGCCCACCAUGGAGGCGGGGGGAUGCCGUUCUUCUUCCAGCAGGGGUUCCAGGGCGGCGGCGGUGGUGGGUUCCCUGGAGGAGGUGGAGGACAGAAGUUCCAUUUCCAGUUCUGA
This is a messenger RNA of Cutaneotrichosporon cavernicola, 1554 nucleotides long. RefSeq lists its product as uncharacterized. The record is from RefSeq and is a predicted model, not a curated record. The coding region runs from base 1 to 1554 and encodes 517 amino acids. Gene Ontology annotation, cellular component: endoplasmic reticulum. Gene Ontology annotation, molecular function: misfolded protein binding; protein-folding chaperone binding. Lineage: Eukaryota; Fungi; Basidiomycota; Tremellomycetes; Trichosporonales; Trichosporonaceae. Gene Ontology annotation, biological process: protein folding in endoplasmic reticulum. The transcript is spliced from 2 exons.